AUGAGACUGAGCCGCGAGGCUGGCGCAUACAAGGAAUUGCACGACAAUAGCCUGACUGACUAUCCCCAUCUCGCCCCUCAGUACUACGGCUGUUGGACGACCCGUCUUAUGAGCUACUCUCCAGAAUUCGAGGGAAGGACGCGACAUGUUGGCCUUGUACUCUUGGAGCUUACUCAGGAAACAAGCAUCCAAGAUCUAUGCCACUACGAUGACGAUGAGGUCCUGAUCCCUCCCGAAGGACGAAUCUGCUGGGACAGUGACGGCCCCGACCUCAUCAACUUCGACGAAGAGAAGCGCAAGGAAUUCCUAGCUCUAUUACUUGCUGGGGCUGUUGAACAGUGGCUGUUGCGCGAGGAGCAAAUCAAGCAAGAGCUGGAAAGGCGAGCGAAUCUUGUACCAGACGGCGCUAGUAAUGUGUUGGAUCACAGCAGAGUUUAG
Molecule: messenger RNA, 438 nt
Organism: Colletotrichum godetiae
Lineage: Eukaryota; Fungi; Ascomycota; Sordariomycetes; Glomerellales; Glomerellaceae
Exons: 2
Coding region: 1-438 (145 amino acids)
Source: RefSeq, a predicted model, not a curated record